Molecule: messenger RNA, 237 nt
Organism: Micromonas pusilla CCMP1545
Lineage: Eukaryota; Viridiplantae; Chlorophyta; Mamiellophyceae; Mamiellales; Mamiellaceae
Exons: 1
Coding region: 1-237 (78 amino acids)
Source: RefSeq, a predicted model, not a curated record
AUGCGAAUCCAAGACGAGGGUGCCGCGGCGAGGGUCAAGGAAGCGAUAGGCGAGCUGAAGGUGAGCGAGGAUGAGGUGCGAGAGGCCGCGAAACGCGUCGCCGCGGAAGUCGCGGCCGGCUCCGCGGGAACGAAAAACAAACGGAGCGCGGCGGAGGAUGUCAUGGAGAAGUACGCGCGCGCGAUAGAGAACAUGCCGAUGGUGAAGCGCAAGCGCGACACGGACACGGACGAAUAA